This is a messenger RNA of Malania oleifera, 509 nucleotides long. RefSeq names its product small ribosomal subunit protein uS14z/uS14y/uS14x. Gene Ontology annotation, molecular function: zinc ion binding; structural constituent of ribosome. Gene Ontology annotation, biological process: translation. Gene Ontology annotation, cellular component: cytosolic small ribosomal subunit; ribosome. Bases 168 to 338 code for a protein of 56 amino acids. The transcript is spliced from 3 exons. NCBI's taxonomy places the organism in Eukaryota, Viridiplantae, Streptophyta, Magnoliopsida, Santalales, Ximeniaceae. The record is from RefSeq and is a predicted model, not a curated record.
AUCCAGACGGCGGUUUGACCCGUUUACCUGGGUCUAUUUUGGUCAUUAUAACUGUGUAUAAUUUUGAACGCACUCGACCCAUCAUCAACGUGUUUUAGGGUUUUUGGGGUUCACAGUUCCAUACUCGUUCUCCGCCUUGAAAGCUAGGGUUUUGUACAGCUGAAGGAAUGGGUCAUUCGAACGUCUGGAACUCGCAUCCGAAGAGCUACGGCCCUGGGUCUCGUGCCUGCCGAGUUUGUGGAAACCCACAUGGGUUGAUCAGGAAGUACGGGCUUAUGUGUUGCAGGCAGUGCUUCCGUAGCAAUGCCAAGGAAAUUGGCUUCAUCAAGUAUCGUUAAGGAGGGAGAUUUUUAGGAGGGGGAUGCUUUGGCCCGCCACCCCUGGAGAUUAAAUAAGUUGAGACUCUAGUUAAGUUGUUAUUUCCUUCCAGUGUAAACUCUAAGUUAUCAUUUCAUUUUGGUAUGCUAUGAUAUUAUUUGCAAUUUAAUGGAAUUCUAAUUUUUGAUUUA